CCUCCGCCUGACCCGGAUACAGACGGCGCUGCCUGUUCACCGGCCCGCUGAGGAGCGUGGAGCCGGGUCGGCCCUGCCGCCACCGCAGCAGUAGAGGGAGCGGAGCGCCCCGGCGGCGCCAUGGGGCUGUGGUGAGAGCUCGGCACCGCUGCCCGCCCGCCCCGCCGUGCCUCCCUCACACACCCCCCUGUGGCCAUGGCCCCCAUGGGGAUCCGCCUCUCGCCGCUCGGCAUGGCCGUGUUCUGCCUGCUGGGGCUGGGCGUUCUCUACCACCUCUACUCCGGCUUCUUGGCCGGCCGCUUUGCCUUCUUCAUGCUGAGCGAGCCGGCGGCUGGCGGGCCCGAGUCUCCCCGCGGCUCCGCGCCCGCCGGCGCCGUGGACCUGCGGGAGCUGCUGGCCGUCUCCGUUCUGGCCGCCGUCAGGGGCGGGCAGGAGGUGAAGCGGGUCCGGGAGGGCAACGUCCUCAACGCCAAGGCGAAGGGGAAGACGCGAGAGGGGGCUGAGGAGCAGCUGACGAGCGGCGACCUCCUCUCCAACCGCAGGAUGUUCUACCUGCUGAAGGGCGCCUUCCCCGCCGUGCAGAUAAACUCUGAAGAGCGUGUUGAUACAGCUGAUCAGGAGACAAUCUCUUGGGAUCGCAGUAUUCCUGAAGACAUAAAACAAAAAAUACAGCCUAAAGAGGUUCCAGCAGAAAGUGUUACAGUCUGGAUCGAUCCGUUAGAUGCUACACAAGAAUACACAGAGGAUCUUCGACAGUAUGUCACAACAAUGGUUUGCGUGGCUGUAAAUGGUAAACCAGUAAUAGGAGUGAUACACAAGCCGUUCUCAUCAUAUACAGCCUGGGCAAUGGUGGAUGGUGGCUCAAACGUAAAAGCUCGUUCCUCCUACAAUGAGAAAACUCCAAGGAUUAUUGUAUCCCGCUCCCAUGCAGGAAAAGUUGAGCAGGUUGCACGGCAGACAUUUGGAAAUAAGACUGUGAUAAUCCCCGCUGGUGGAGCAGGUUAUAAAGUGCUGGCCCUCCUUGAUGUGGCUGAAAAGAAUCAAGAAGAAGCUGACGUGUAUAUCCAUGUCACCUACAUUAAGAAAUGGGACAUAUGUGCUGGAAAUGCAGUGUUGAGAGCAUUGGGUGGCCAUAUGACUACCCUGACUGGUGAAGAAAUUAGUUACACUGGCUCAGAUGGCAAUGAGGGAGGACUAAUAGCCAGUAUCAACAUGAACCAUAAAGCACUAAUUGAAAAACUUCCAGAUCUGGAAAAAACAUCACACAAAUAAACUUGAAUGAUGGAGAAGUACAAGUCGUGCUUUUGUAGCCUCCAAAUGCUCUGUCUGAAGAAGCAGGUGUGAAAACCUGCUGGGAAAGAUGCACAGCAAAGCAAAGCAGUUUGGUGUGGGUUUGGGGACUAUAAUCAUGCAUUGGGUUUCUUCAGAGGUGGUAUUUAAAAAAAAAAUAAAAUAAUAAUCAGAAGUAGGAAGGGGACUGACUGUCUCACACCUCAGUUUCCAUGUUUUAUUUUUUUCAGACUGUUUUCAUGCAGUUCUUAUACUCAAGGUGCAUAUACAGUAUAUAUUUGUGAACGUAGGUGAGCUAAAGAAAAAUCCAAGUUGAUUCAUAAAAUAACCUUAGUAGUUCUCACAGGAAUUUCUUGGAACCUUUUGCAUCCUGUUACUGUAGUUGUAGCAACUCCAUAAUGAAUUGAGUAGGGAAAAAAAGGUUGAUUUGUAUAGGCAUCUGAUAACUCUGUAAACAAUUUAGCAGGAAAUGUGACCUUGUGUUCUAUAUCCCCUGAACAGAAAGCACAGGAAGGUUGAGAUGAAUUUAUAUGCAGCAACAGUUUAUCUUUGACAGAGAAAAAAAGAAAUGUUCUGUAUUAUUUUGACUCUUUUCCUAAAGAUGUAAACCAGUUUAGUUCAGAUGGGUUGUGAAUAUCAGUGUUUUAUUAAUCAGUGUAAUUAUUUCCAUAUACCUUUUUAAAAGAAGGCAAUGUUUCCUUGUAUAGUUUUUAACAGUUACUUCCUGUCCUUGAUUUCUGCGUACAGUGUUAAAGAUGCAUGCUAGGUUUUUCUCUAAUGUAGGACUUGUUCAUCAUUUGGUGUUUGUGCCAGAAGCAGCUUUUCCUCCAGUACCUCUUUUUUUGUGGAUUUUUUUUUUCCAUUGGAUAGAGUCAUAUGGAACGAGUUUAACAGAAAUAGUAAGUUGUUUGGUUGUUUCCGUUUAGAACACAAGAUAUAAACCAGCAAUUUUUCUACAAGCCCAGAAAUAACUUUCUAUCUUUUUAGGUUCAGGCGCGCUCUUUUCUGCAGAAAGGUCUUGAGCCAUCCCAAACAGCCUGUGGUUACUUGCUUUGUGAAAAUUUAUGUAGAGAGACACCAUUUGAACUUGAAUCUGUUCAAGGAACAUGCGGUGCUUGAAGUACGACAGGGUCUGCAAAACUUUAUUGAAAAAUGUUCUUUGUCAAUCCAAUAUACAUAGAAGAGAACAUGGGCCUUUGAUAUCAAAUGACAAUUUGUUGCAACUUAAAUAUGUGGACUUCUAUCUGCAAAAACAUAAUCAUCUGUAUUAUUGUUCUCUGCCCCCCUCUGAACAGUUUCAGAAGGUUAGAAUUUAUCUGUUAUAUGAAUUAUCAGUAGAUAACCUUCCCAUCAGUCCUCAAGAAAGCUAAAAUUCUUAGUUAAUACCGAUGUUUUGUGUUCAAAGUUUAUUCAGUAUAAGCUUAGGCUGUUUAAACCAAAUUCUUAAUUACUUUCAUUUUAACUUCUUUCGUCAUACUGCUGUUCUGAUUAAGAGGGGGUUUUUCUCCUUAUGUCACUAGUGAAGCAUGUCUAUGUACCUCUUAACUUCUAGCUAAUGUUCCCAUUUCCAAAAGACCUCCUCAGAUGUUGCGUAACUACAGAUACAGACUUGUGUUUUGUAAACUUACUGGCAAAGUAGACUGAAGCUUAGUCCUACUAGCCUUCUGGUACGGGUAGGUUGUUUGUUUUUUAGGUAACUGUUUUUCCAAAAUUGACACUAUUGCUGCUGUUUGAAAAUACCUUUUACACAUGUAGAUAAUACACAAAGCAAGUUAACUUCCAGUUUUUAAUUUUAAUAAACUACUAUAUGCUGUAAAAAAUAGUUAAUAUGCCCUUUUUAAGAAGAGGCUGAUCUAUUUUGAAAAACUUCUUGAGCUUCCAAACCUCAGUGAAGAAUAAAAAAGCAGAUAUUUCUCAAGGCUUUAGUAAUAUUUUACAAGACUGCAGCUUUUUUUCCUUCAGACUGAUUUAAAUGACUUAAAGCCUAAUAGAAAAAGCAGCUAUUUUCUUUAUUAGUUAAUGAACACAGAUUAAAAUUUAAAUAUGAGAAAUAGCCAUAGUUAGCCUAGUAUAAAAACCUAAUUGUGUCACAGAGGUUGAAUGCACAAUAUUUAAAUAGUCAAUUAAGACAAAGUCUGUGGCAGGUUAUGGUUUUAGAUUCAGAUUGAAAUCAUGUGUAAACGUACCUUACGAAAAGGUGACUGCUCUUAUUUUGGGUACGAUUCCAUCACUUCCUUGUGUAAGCUGUGAUCAGACUUAGCUUCUGUAUGCGAAAUGAAAAAUAAGAUAAUGUUACAUAUCGUAUACAAGGGCUUACUUGCAUCUUAACUGAAGGUGUAAAGCAGUAAACAGAAGUAUUUGCCUAAAUUAUUUUUCCUUUGGAAGAUAAGGUACAAAGAAGAGCUUCAGCCCUCCUUUCCUUCUUCCUAUAUGCUGCCUAAAAUACCUAGUCUUCCAUUAGGAAGACGUUUGCGUGUUUAGACCCAUUUAAAUCCUAGAUUGCUUUGUUGCAAUGGAUCUCAGUGGUCAAUACCUUUCACUGUGGACACUUACUGGCCCAAUCUCGCUUCUUGUGAAAAUGAAGAAAAGGUGAGAGUGAGGUGCCCAUUAAUUACCUCUGGUACAGCCUGACCUCAUACCUCCUUCCCACAGCUAAGACCUAAGGUGGUGUUUGGGGUCUCCCAGUCUAGUUUAAAGAGGAGCUUCUUUGAUAGGAGAAUAGGUAAGCAUCUGGUGAACAUCAGUUUUGGAGGUCACUUUACAAUAAGUGCAACUUUUGUGCAGACCAGCAAGUGUUGAAAAGUGUUUGCUUAGUGCAUGUGUGCCACUGCACUUCAGUGUUUGUUUGUAUAGUGUUAACACUCAGUAUAUCCUAUUUCUUUGCCUGUGUUUACACUCCAUUCUGAAACAUCUUGCUAUUCUGGCUCCAGUACUUGUUUGGUGUCAGCUGCAUGGAAGUAACUUAAGCUUAUGCCCAGAGAGGCAGGAAAUCAUACUGUACCCAUGUCUUGCUGCCGGGCUGGAACCUUCUUUACAUUCUAGCCUUUUCCACAUAAAACUGUCAUACCAUUUUUAGGGAUGCUACUUAAAACAAUGGCACGGUGUAGGUGGUUCCUACAGAAGUAUGUCUCUUCUAAAAAUUUUUUAAAAUUCACAGUAUCAUUCUUGCUCCAAACAAGGGAAAUAGGAGAAUGUAUUGUUUUAGCGUUGGUUUUCCAAUGGUGAAUUUUUGUUCGAGUGGCUUUUUUGCUUAAGGUAAUUGCAAGGGAAAUUAUUCUAAAGCCAUAGAUAUUUUCUCUUUUUCAUCCUGCUAAACAGAGUAGAUGGUAGCAAAGAGGAAACCUAGUACUGUACCAAGAGUCCUAACUUGCAUUGAUUAAAUGAAUGUUUUCUAAACAAAUGGACACAGAAGUAAAAGGGUUGAAUAUCGACAGUGGUUUUGAGUUUAACAUAUUUGCCAGACGUUUACAGAUGGAUUCAUGUGUGUUGACUGUUCUAAUCUACAGAGCAUAUAAUGAAAAUAGCCAAGACAGCUUCCUCAAAUGGUGAAUUAACCAUGUAGGCGAAGCUGAGUGGUCAUCUAGUGAUGUUGUUUCAUAUGCUUGGUUUUACAGUCAUUUGAGUGGACAGAUUUUCUAACUGGCUUCAGGCAUGAGAAGAGUGGUUUGGUGGUUUUUUUGGUUUUUGUUUUUUUUUUUUUAAAUAGACAGUGGUUGGAGAUCAGAGGUCUGUAGGGGAGUCAGCACUGGAGUUUAUCUCUGCUUUUUUGUUUAUAAACAAAUGUACCCCCAUAUCUUUGUAGCAUCCUCUUAUCUGUUGGAGCUGUGCAACAGCGGUGCAAUACUGUAUACUCCUGGUUUAACAGUGUAAAUCAAGGAGUCCGCAUUCCCCGAGAACAGUGCAAUGAGAAGUGACCGAGUGUUGUGCUGGUCCUCCUCUGUGUUACGGCAGCUGAGGCUGGCUGCUGCUUUGUCUCGUGAAUGUCAUUCCAGUUGCAGUUUCUCUGAUGGCAGAAUUUCUUUUGUAGGCUACUGUCUCCUCAGUUCUGCCCAACCCCUUCGUGGAUCUGUUUUCUAAAGUAAACUGGAGAAGUGGAGAGGAAAGAAGCAGAUGGCUGUGCUGGAGAGAAGUUGUAACAGAGAACGCUUGUUUCCAUUUCUUGAUUUAAAUUAUAAGUGAUAGUUCCAUUUCUCUUGUCCUUCAGGGGUUAGAUAACCAUACAGGUUAGUUUAAGUGGACCAUGGAUAAAUGCCUGCAUGAUUUUAAGGCCAAGCAGGAUGGAGGUGAAGGAGACUGCCUUGAACCAAGGAGAGCAUGGAUGGAUGGUUUCCUGUCAGGCUGUUCAUGCUGAGCCUUUUUUCAGUGCUUUGUUGUAGAGAGUGAGGCUCUUUCACACAAACAAUUGUGGAUUUCACUUUGCAGAAUUAUCAUUCAUAGUCUAUCUCCUGACCUGCUAUCCUCAAUGAUAAAUCUGUGCUGUAUCCAGUUCACUGUAGUGUAGAGACAUUACAGCAAGAGAGUCUCUUGCUGAGACAAGAUUGUGGUAACUCUGAGAGGACUCAAAGACUGCUUGACUUGAACCACGCCUUUUAUACGGCAGCUCUUAUACUGAAGCGCUAACACUUGCUGCGAGUGUCUUUGCACCUCACAAACAGCUUGUGCCACUCAAGGGUUGUAUCAAGAAGCUGUUGAAGCCUUAUACUAUGUGGUUUUCAGGUGCCACACUAGCUCUUUCAGUUCAUCUGAGAGAAGUUCUGAAGUGCUUGUCUGGUUUCCUUCUGAGGCUCCCACUGCAGCCAGCAAUGGGUAGCCACUUUUCCUUCUUUGCUGUUCCUCAUCUUUCUGUUUCUGCCUGAUCCUUGCUCCUUUCUUAGUCCAUAUGGACAAGAUAAAUGAGUGGUCAGAGCUAAAAACAGUCCCUGAAUGAGAGGACCACAGCGGCAAACUAUACAGUUUAACCUCAAGCUGUUAAUGUUUGGGACCAAACAUGCCUAAAGUACUGGUCUUACCAAAAGUGUGAUAGAUGCCAACAAAAUAAAGGCAUCUUGAAGAGAGGUUCGUGUGAUUGGUGGUACUGAACAUGCGGAAAAGAUGCAAAGUAAAGAGCAAGGAGAAGUUAAACUGUCUUAAAAAGGAGAAGAAAACGGAUUCUCAGUGUAAUGUUACAGGCGUUUGGCAUUUCUGUUCCUCUGGGUGCAGAGCCUCGUUGCUUAUGAAAGAGGCUUCAUUGGCCCUAUGUGAAAGACCUGAUUUUGUUGAAGUCAGUAGCGGCAUUCGCACUGAAUUCAAUGCGAGCAGAAGCAAGCCAGAUAAAACACGAACAGUAAAUUAAGCAAAGUUCAGAAGAGCUCAGCUUCUGCCAAUAGAGCAAACAACCUGGGCUGUGUUAAACUCGCCUCUGGCAGCUUCAGUCUACGUUACUAGAGAACUUCAAAACAUCGUCCCAUGGUCUCAAGGUUCUAAGUCUUCUGGGGUUUUUCUGUUGUCUACAGAUGAUAGAGCCCACUUUCAGAUAAUAUUGUUUUCAGCCCUGAUUGUUCCUUGUUUGUAAUUUACAUUUCUUUUUUCUCCCCAAAGGACCAGCAAGAGUCUGGCAUUUUUCCUGUUGUCCCACCAAAUUUUAUUAGCAUUUUCCAAUUGUGUGCCAAAUUGAAAUAACAAUUCUAUAAAUAAACUCUCUGAAAAUA
This is a messenger RNA of Chroicocephalus ridibundus (black-headed gull), 6977 nucleotides long. RefSeq names its product 3'(2'), 5'-bisphosphate nucleotidase 2 (gene BPNT2). The coding region runs from base 196 to 1272 and encodes 358 amino acids. NCBI's taxonomy places the organism in Eukaryota, Metazoa, Chordata, Aves, Charadriiformes, Laridae. The transcript is spliced from 5 exons. Gene Ontology annotation, cellular component: endomembrane system. Gene Ontology annotation, molecular function: 3'-nucleotidase activity. The record is from RefSeq and is a predicted model, not a curated record. Gene Ontology annotation, biological process: phosphatidylinositol phosphate biosynthetic process; skeletal system development.